Messenger RNA from Cololabis saira (Pacific saury), 2074 nucleotides. RefSeq lists its product as uncharacterized. Bases 1 to 678 code for a protein of 225 amino acids. The transcript is spliced from 4 exons. Lineage: Eukaryota; Metazoa; Chordata; Actinopteri; Beloniformes; Belonidae. The record is from RefSeq and is a predicted model, not a curated record. Gene Ontology annotation, molecular function: phosphatidylinositol binding.
AUGCCCGUCCACAUCUUUGCGAUGGUGAAAGUAACUUCACAUGUUUUAGCCACAAGAGCUGUUUGUGCAGCUGCAGUCGGUGGCUUCUUCCCGAGCAUCAUGUCACCGAAACUGCAGGGAAACCAAAAAAUGUCUUUCGACAACUACGACACCAGUGCCAACACCAGAAGGAAGGCUGGACUCCACGCUCUCUGCAACUGCAAGUCAACUCCCCUUGUUCUUUCAGGUGACCACAAUAGAUCAGCUCUCAUCAGAGAGGGAUCAUCAGAAGCGGAUCCAGGUAGUGGAAAAUGCCUUCUGUCCAUCGGGGACGUCCUUGUCCAGACCGGGUCGGCUUCUGCUGGGAGAGGACACCCUGAGGAAGCAGGGGUGCAGACCUUCUUCCUCUUCAACGAUGUUCUGGUGGAUGGCAGCAUCAUCAGAAACGGCUGCUGGUUCAAAACCCAAAUUGAGGAUUUGAAGCUGGAGGACAUGGUGGACGGGGUCAGAUUCCAGCACCAGUGGUUGAUCUGCACACCUUGCAAGUCCUUUAUUGUGGCGGCUCAGUCAUACGAGGAGAAGCAGGCCUGGAUGAAGCUAAUCAGUGACUCUCAGAGCAGCCUGGUGCAGGACGGCAGCUGCAAGCCGAGCUCCGUCUUUGCUGUUUGCUGGAUUCCUGAAGAUGCAGCCCAGAAAUGAAUGCGCUGCUUCUGCAAGUUCACCGCCACCCUCCGUCGACACCAUUGCAGAAAGUGAACAUCACAUCCACCCCACUGAGCAGCUGAGGAUCUGCAAACUCUGCCACGGCACCAAUAAGGAAGAAAAGAAGUCCCGCCUGAGACAAUACAGUUCUGAACAGAAAAGCUUUGACUGGGAUUUCCCAUUCUAGUCCUCUAGGGCUGGAUCAGAAGGAAUCUCCGAUGGUCUGUUUUUAAAACUGGAUGCUGGUGAUCGUUGGGCCUUCAGGCAGCACUGGAUCAAAAACAGGCUGGAAAUCACUUCUUGGACUUUCAAAGAUUACUGUCUGUGUAUACAGUUCACUGUGUAAUCCACAAAUGCAGUUUACGAGUCUAUCGUGAAAUAAGAAGCCCUAUGUGGACACGAGCUGCUCCCAACCAGACAUCUGUUUCAGGGAUGGAACAUUUCAGCAAGAUUGAGCUAGAUUACAUACUGAAACCAUCUCAAUAGAGCAUGACACGUUGCAUUUGUGCCCGAAAAGUAUAUUUAGGAUCCUCUUAAAUUUGAAUCUGAACAAAUCAGCCACGACUAUUCUCGUAACACCCCGAUAGCCUUUGAAGGAUCUACGUGUUCGUUUGUCUGGUGUACCAUAAGAAAACCAGUGAACAGAAUCAAAUGUUAAUACAAGCUUUUAUUAUAUCAUGCACAAUGUUUUCCAGCCGGAGGUACACUCUUCUCAAACCACACAGGUAGGAGAGAAAUGCAGACUCAGAUGUUGAACCUUAUCUGUUGAACCUUAUCUGGGAGGCCAACUGCAGGGAAACAAACUUGUCACACUUUCAGCCAUAUAUUUUCUGUUGUUUAUCUCUAAUCCGACAUGCCAACCCAGCAAAGAUCUACGACAACCAAAACUCAAAAACAGGAGGAGACCCAUCAAUCUCAAAACCUCUGCUCUUCUUCACCGUCCUCACCUAAAGAACUCAGCUAAUCAGUCUGGUCAUAAAACCAGGAGGUGGUUCUGCUCUGAGAGCAACCAUCAGUGUACAAUCUUAUAGAAAACCCCCUCAUACUUUUAACAAUUCCAUAAAAUCCUAACAAGUUAAAGGGUUAGAUUUUUUUUUUGUCAUAUAUAUGAUCUUAUUUUAUCUUAUCAGUUGUUUUUUUUUCAGUAGCGACAGAGUGUAACACUUUUUUUAUUAAUACUUUAUGAAUUCCUCUCUUAAAACUCCAGCAACUGCUUUCCUCACGUCUCAACGACGAGGGGCCGGUAUGCAAAGUUAAACAUCGCUCUAUUCCAACUUUUUUCUUUUUUUUUGUUGCUUUCAUCCAGUUAACUAAUAUUUUCCAUGAAAUGGAAAAAUGUGUCAAUAUCAGAAUCAUUCAUGAUUAAUGGGAAUAAAAUAUGAUUUUAUGAAAU